Molecule: messenger RNA, 2408 nt
Organism: Punica granatum (pomegranate)
Lineage: Eukaryota; Viridiplantae; Streptophyta; Magnoliopsida; Myrtales; Lythraceae
Source: RefSeq, a predicted model, not a curated record
CCGCAACGUCCCUAGUGUUUGGCCAGGCCUUCGCUCUCUCUCUCUCUCUCUCUCUCUCUCUAAACUCGUUGAGCUGAGCUGAGCUGAAGAAGAAGAAGAAGAAGAAGAAGAAGAAGAGGAGGAGGAAGAGAAGAGGUAUUGCAUCGGAGCGCUCCGAUCGGUGCGUAGAGAGACGAUCACACUCACACUCCAUUAGGAGAGGGUGCGUGUGAUCGUUCACUGGGGUAUUAACACCAUACUUGCUGCCUUCCAGCUCAAGUUCGUAGCUGAGCUAAGAUCGGGCCGCCGGAGAUGUCGGGAUACGUCGGAAUUCUCGUGUCGGAUCCAUGGCUCCAGAACCAGUUCACUCAAGUCGAGCUCCGCAGCUUGAAGACUCAAUUCAUGAGCAUGAGGAGGGAGUCUGGGAAGCUUACGCUCGGAGACUUGCCGUCCAAGAUGUCCAGAUUGAAAGUUAUCGGCGAGAUUCUGACUGAAGAAGAGAGAGAACUGAUCAUCCAGGAUAUGUAUCAAAACAUGGACGAUGAGGUUGAUUUUGAGUCCUUUCUGAGGGUCUACUUAAAGUUACAAGCACAAGCAACUUCCAGAAGGGGUAGCGGCGCCAAAGAUUCGUUUUCAUUUCUUAAAGCUGCUACGACUACGUUGCUGCACACGAUCAGCGAAUCAGAGAAGGCAUCUUAUGUUGAGCACAUAAACAACUACCUUAAGGAUGAUGAGUUCUUAAAGAAGUAUCUUCCGAUAGAUCCGUCAACAAAUGAUCUGUUUGAAAUUGCCAAGGACGGUGUUCUUCUCUGCAAGCUUAUCAAUGUGGCAGUUCCCGGGACAAUUGACGAACGUGCAAUCAACACUAAGAGGAUACUCAAUCCUUGGGAAAGAAACGAAAAUCACACACUCUGUCUGAAUUCUGCUAAGGCUAUUGGAUGUACUGUCGUGAAUAUAGGGACCCAGGACUUCAUUGAAGGAAGGCGGCAUCUUGUUCUUGGAGUGAUUUCUCAGAUUAUCAAGAUACAAUUACUGGCUGAUCUCAACUUGAAGAAGACACCUCAGUUGGUGGAGUUGGUCGAUGAUAGUAAGGAUGUGGAAGAGCUGAUGAGUCUACCGCCAGAGAAGAUCUUGUUGAGAUGGAUGAAUUUUCAGUUAAAGAAAUCAGAAUACAGGAAAACAGUCACGAACUUCUCAUCUGAUGUUAAGGAUGCUGAGGCAUAUGCCUACCUUUUAAAAGUGCUCGCUCCAGAGCAUGGGGACAAAUCCAUAUUUGCUGUAAAAGAUCCCCUGGGAAGAGCCAAGUUAGUCCUUCAACAUGCGGACAGGAUGGGUUGCAAGAGAUAUCUAACUGCAAAGGACAUAGUGGAGGGGUCGCCAAAUCUUAAUCUUGCUUUUGUCGCGCACAUAUUCCAGCACAGGAAUGGGCUGUCAACUCAAACAAAGCAAAUAUCUUUUCUUGAUGCUUCUCUGGAAGACACCCAAGUAUCAAGAGAAGAAAGAGCGUUCCGCUUCUGGAUUAACAGCUUUGGACAUUCAACUUAUAUCAACAACGUGUUUGAAGAUGUCAGAAAUGGGUGGGUAUUACUGGAAACCCUUGACAAGGUGUCACCCGGUAUUGUCAACUGGAAGAUUGCAAAUAAGCCUCCCAUUAAGAUGCCAUUUAAGAAAGUAGAAAACUGCAAUCAGGUCGUGAAAAUUGGAAAACAGUUGAAGUUUUCCCUGGUAAAUGUUGCCGGAAAUGACAUAGUGCAAGGGAACAAAAAGUUAAUAUUGGCUUAUUUGUGGCAACUGAUGCGGUUCAACAUCCUCCAACUCCUCAAGAACUUGAGAUUCCAUUCCCAUGGGAAGGAAAUUAGUGAUGCUGACAUAUUGGAAUGGGCCAACACCAAAGUGCGAAAUAACGGAAGUCACAGUCGCAUGGACAGCUUUAAGGACAAGAGUUUGUCCGAUGGCAUCUUCUUCUUGGAACUUCUCAGUGCUGUUCAGCCCAGAGUUGUAAACUGGUCUCUUGUUACAAAAGGAGUAUCAGAUGAGGAGAAAAAGAUGAACGCCUCCUACAUCAUCAGUAUCGCGAGGAAGCUCGGAUGUACCAUCUUUUUGCUUCCCGAGGAUAUAACUGAGGUGAAUCAGAAGAUGAUCCUCACGUUGACGGCAAGCAUCAUGUACUGGUUCCUACAACAUCCCGUGGACGAAAGGCCCUCUGCGACUUCAGACAGCGAGACAUCCUCAAACUCGACCACAGACGACUCUGCGUCCGAUUCAUCUUCUUCAGAGAACGGAAUGUUGUAAAAAUAGAAAUUGGUAAUUCAAAGCUUUCGCAAAAGUUUUGUGGAUUGAUUUGGAAAGAUAAGUGUUUGCUUAUCAACUUGCAGGAAAUAUGAGUAUAUCUGAAUUAAGUUUUGCUUGAGCGAUUGCAUAUGUGAUUA